Pararge aegeria (speckled wood butterfly) is the source of this 1654-nucleotide messenger RNA. RefSeq lists its product as uncharacterized. The transcript is spliced from 8 exons. Bases 1 to 1596 code for a protein of 531 amino acids. Lineage: Eukaryota; Metazoa; Arthropoda; Insecta; Lepidoptera; Nymphalidae. The record is from RefSeq and is a predicted model, not a curated record.
AUGUCUUUAAAUUUUACAUUGCAGGACGUGACAAAGUGGUCAAAGUUGUUUCCACUAGAUUUGGAGGACUUUACGAACUCUGGUACAUUUAUGAAGAAAAUAACUCUCGUAAUUAUCAGCAGUAUAUCGUAUUUAAAAGAAGCGCUACCCCCAGGAAGUUUUACGGAGGAGAUUUUCCAAGGCAUCAGAUUACGUAUUUUAAGAAAUAAUUGCGGAAAUAAAACAGCCCAGUUCCUAAGUACCGCCUUGGAGGACGCUUUCGAUGCUAUGGAUAAAAGAUAUCUCCACAAACUUGCUCUAUGCUUCUAUGAGGGUGAAUGUAGACUCGGCAAUAUGCUAGAAAGCCACGUGUUCGAGUACGUCUACAACGGCGAUAUGGUGACCAUGAACAUCACGUGUUCAAGGGACAAAGACACGUCUAAACAGACAAACUAUACGACCGAGCAGCAAACGGUCAAUCUUAUACGCGGUACUCUGGUCUUGAUGCGCUCCUGCCAAAAUAUGCUGCCAUCGACCUACGGCCUCAGCUUACGUCUUUAUUACAAUGAAGAUACACCGGAUGACUACCACGCUCCAGGGUUCACCUUCGACGGAGACGCCGACCAUUUUGAGAAUUUCGCCAUCAAAGGUCUCAAAGUUGGUCGAGUAGAUACCCCUUUUCAUAAACUCAGUCUGCUGUCUUACGUCAAAGAACAUACCAGUGGAGAUGAUCGUGAGGCUCCAUUACGUAAUCUCUCAACAUCCAAGAAUGUUAAAGUGGAUUCUGAAGAUCGUUCGUCGAGAGAUCGCCCUCGACUGUCGUGUCCGUGCACGAAGCACGACGACAACGCUCGUCACAGAGACGACGAACUUCUCACUUGUCUCUACUGCAACACGCAACAGCACGCUGCGUGCUUCGGCGUGUUCCGCGACGCGACAUCUUUGUCGCGUCACUGUUGCAGCGCCUGUCGCGACGCGGACACAACGCGACAGCCCACCGACCUCAAGCUCAUACCGUUGACGCAGAUCAAGAGAGCCUGCUUGUGCAUAUUCCGUCGCACCCUGAAGUUUUGCUCGAGCAUCGACUGCGUGGACGUACGCGCCGUCUCAGAGAGGUUCCGCAUGUCUGCCGGAAACGCCUCCAAACUGAUGAAGAUGCUACACCGACACGGCAUCAUCCAACAGGAUCCGACUAUUGACUCAAACAAAUCUCAGAAAGUAAUCGAGAAACAUCUCAAACAUGCCCUCAUCAAGUUCUCGAACGAAAGGGAAGAAAACAUAACCGAUCGCCUCAUUGGGGAAAUAGAAGGAGCCCUGUCUCAAGAAUCUUGUCAAUCUACUCUGAUUGACGAGGUGCUUACACCUAUCGAGAAACAAGAUCUGCGCAACACUUCUAAUCUUGGCAGGCUUAUAGAAAAACCGAUGAAAAAUACCUUCGUUGAAGAUUCCACUCUGAAGCAAUAUAGAGAGGCCUUGGUUAUGGAGGAAGUUAAGGAUCCACUUAAAGCUCGUGAUGAGAACAAUGAGUUAGGUAAAAGAGAGUCAGAACAAACUGCGAUGUCUAAUACUGGAAAUAAAAAGGCUAGACUUCAACUGAAAUACAAAAAAAGAAAAUAAAUCGUUGGUAAUGACAAGAAUAUUUGAAAGAUUGAUUAAAAUAUGACGAUUUUUAUUA